AUGCUCAUCCUCCUGAACUUCAUAUUCCUACUUACUCAGUGUCCAUGGAUUCUUGCCACCUUCACAUUUGCCCGGACAGUGAGGGCAUCCGUCGGUCUUGGAGACAACGAUGUUAGGAUGGCGGUAUACUUCUGCUUUGCCGCCAUUAAUCUCGCUAUUGGGUCUUGGCUGACCCUCGGCGGAGAAGAUGAGGAGGACGAGGAGCCAGAUAAAACCACUGACGACGACUUGAACGGUAGAAAACAGGCAAAAGUAUUUGGAACUUGGCUCGAAAUGGAUGGUAUUGCAAAGCCCGCUGCAAGUCAGUGCUUCGAGGCAGUACAGCGAGAUUCGUGA
Messenger RNA from Exophiala spinifera, 336 nucleotides. RefSeq lists its product as uncharacterized. Bases 1 to 336 code for a protein of 111 amino acids. Lineage: Eukaryota; Fungi; Ascomycota; Eurotiomycetes; Chaetothyriales; Herpotrichiellaceae. The record is from RefSeq and is a predicted model, not a curated record. The transcript has 2 exons.